Molecule: messenger RNA, 2520 nt
Organism: Paraphaeosphaeria sporulosa
Lineage: Eukaryota; Fungi; Ascomycota; Dothideomycetes; Pleosporales; Didymosphaeriaceae
Exons: 7
Coding region: 1-2520 (839 amino acids)
Biological process (GO): regulation of DNA-templated transcription; DNA-templated transcription
Cellular component (GO): nucleus
Molecular function (GO): DNA-binding transcription factor activity, RNA polymerase II-specific; DNA binding; zinc ion binding
Source: RefSeq, a predicted model, not a curated record
AUGUCCACCCAAGUCCUCCAGUCUCCGGUCUCCCAAAUGUCGAGGCCACAAAUCGGCAUCGACCGCCUGCCGGCUCGCCGCGUCUCCAAUGAGCCGCGCGAGGCCAUGAACUGCAAGAGCUGCCGCAAGCGAAAGAUCAAGUGCAACAGGACACGCCCGACCUGCGAAGCCUGUCAAGUCUUCAACUGCCCUUGUAUCUACGAUGCUGUUCCUAAAAAGAGAGGACCAAAAACGGACGUGCUCGAGGCUCUUCUCAAGCGCGUAGAUGGCCUGGAGAAGCGUUUGCAUUCAGAAGGCAAGAGCGAAAGCGCCAUCGAAGACGAGCCCGCUGGCCAAGAAGGGGAGCUCGAGCGCAAAUACUCAGCGGCAUCUUCGCAAUCCCGCCCGAACCUCGAGAUUCCUCCGAACAACGCCAGCGCCGCAAAGCAGUUGAUGUCACCAAUUGAGCCAAGCAUACAAACUCCCAGUUUAGCCCCAGACGCACUGCUCGACACCUAUUUUGCCAGACUCCACGGAAAACCAUACCACAUCCUGGACGAGACCACGACCAGACAGCGGCUGCAAGCCAAUCAACUGCCCUCCUACUUAGCCUAUGCCAUCUACGCAGUCAGUGCACGGUUUACGCCCCAUUUCGGUGGGUACAACAACGCCAUUCGGGUUAGCGAUGAAUAUGCACGCCGAGCGCGGAUGGAGCUGGAUAUUGACGAGCCCUCUAUCGAAGCCCUGCAGGCCCUGAUGAUCCUUGCGCAAGCGAACUUUCAGCUAGGCAAGGGCAAGAAGACCUAUAUGUUAUUAACCUCUGCUAUCAGCAUGGCAUUUGCGCUUGACCUGCAUCGCGAACUGCCACUUGCGCUGAAAGUGUCGCAAGGCGAACGCGAAGGCCGACGACGACUGUUUUGGUCUUGCUACCUCAUGGAUCGCUUCGCAGCUGCGGGUUCUAAACGGCCAUCGCUAAUCGCAGAUGAGGCCAUCGUUCUGCGCCUGCCAUCGUGGCAGCUGCAUCCAGGCGGGAUGCUGCUCGAGGGCGACUAUUUUCCUAAUGGUUCAAAUCUGCAAUACAUGGCUGGUGGUCGCGCUGGGCAGGGUAGCAUGGGUAUGCUGAUCGGCAUAGCAAAGAUCCUGGGUAUAACAAACCGGUACCUCGCAGCCGGUGGGGUCCGAGGCGACUCGCAUUUUCCCUGGCACUCCCUUUCGAACCUCUCCAAGAUCCGACAGGAACUCGACAUCUGGGCCUCAGAAACACAAGACACGUUCACUUCAAUCGAUGCACUCUUUGGCCAACCCGACAGCACGAUCCUGGUUCUUAGCAAACUGGUCUAUCACCUGAUACAUUGCCUGAUUUAUCGGCCCUUUUUACCGGUGGACCUUGCCGAGCUGUCUGGAUCCUCACAACACCAAUCAUGGCAGAUCGAAGCGACCAACCUGUGCUUUCUUCAUGCGAAUGCCAUAGCCGAACUGGUCGAGAUAGGCAGGGCUUCUUCUAUCAUCGACUGGCCUGCAUUUGUGGGCUAUUGCGUCUGCACUGCUGGAACGAUCCAUAUCCACGGAGUGCACUACCGCGGACAAGAGGGUGAAGUCUUCUCCGUCAGCCCUGAGUUUCUGUCGCGAGAGAUGCACCAGUUGUCCGAGCUGCGAUUUGUCUGGGCGAGCGUAACACACCAGCGCGAGACCCUACAAAACCUCUACGGAUGUCACAAUGAACUUGUCAAGUCUUUGGCGACUAACCCCAUGCGUUUUUCGUCUGUCUUCCAAUUGGAAGACUUCUUCGACCGGUAUCCGGGCCACGUCUUUGACGGUUCGCACGUCAUCUUCACAGACACCCCGGUAGAGAUCGUUCAAGAAAGCUUGCCAGCAUACAACGUUGACCAGCGAAUUAACCUCUAUAUGAACACUGGUAUGGGCAACCAGAAUGUAUACCACCCGUCUCCAAUCGUACCGUCCAGCAAUACGCAUUCCAGUGGACAUCCCAACAAGAAACGUCGUUCCAAUACCAUGAGCUCCGUUCGAGGUUCACAAGCUGUUCCUGCGCCGCUUCCCACGCCGACGUCAGCAACACACCCUGUGCACUCCGAUGCACGACAAGGCGGCAGUGACGCUGCUGCUAAUCGAGCUCGAUCACCCGCUUCAGCACCGUCAUUCUCGCCUCCUCCGCGAAUCAACUCCACCAAUGGCACACAAAGCAGCAGUCUUAAUCUCCCCUUUUCGCCCAAUUUUACAUUCUCACCGUUGCCGCCGAUACCUAGUCUGGCGCCAACGCCAACCCCCGGUCAGACGCAGGCUCACCCGCCGCCGCCGCAGCCCCACGAGCAAUCACAUAGUGCAUUCGAUCCUAUGCUCAGCAUGCCGACACCAUACGACCAGCAGGCUACACCAGGAGCUACGAGCACAUCAGGAGGCUCUGUGCAUACGGACCCCGACAAAGACCCGUUUCUGAGUCUGCUUGAACAGCUCGCUGAGAAUGAAGUGAGCCGGGGAGGGCCGUCGGAGUUGGAUUACUUCCUGAGCGGCCAAACCGGGUAA